UUGGGAUUUUGUAAUCCCGGCUCCCGUGGGUGGUUGGGGUUUGGGGCUCUGCCUCCAAAUGUGGGAGGGAGAGAAUGGGAGGGAAAAAUUCCAACCUUGGGAACCCCGAGAAUUCCCGGAUUUCUGCGUCUCCCGAAGUUUUUUCCAGCCAGGAAUUUUCCUGCCCUGCCCCAUGCCAGGCCAUGUCCACAGCUGGAAUUUUGGGAUCGUUGCUUCAAGUGGAAGAAAAUUUCUCCUCCUGCCUGGCCCGGAUCGAUGCCCUCAUCCUCAAACCUCUGCUCCGGGCAGAGCCCCACGAUCCCAAGGAAAAGGAGAAUUUCCAGCUCCUGGUGCUCCUCAACGAUCGCUUCCAAGCCCUCUGGAAUUUCACAGAGGAAAAUUCCCGGAUCCUGAGGGGAAAAUGCGGCUCCGACUCCGGUGGGAUCCAGGAUUUUUACAUCCUCUGGAAAGGAGAUCUUUUCCUGAGCCUCUACAUCCAGUAUUUCGUCACCUUCGCCAACUUUGUCGUGGUCCAGGGCUUCGAGCAGGCCACCAAGAGCAAGAGUGAGGCCUGGAAGCUCCACAAGGCCGUGCUGAAAGAAUUCCUGCGGGAUUUCACCUCGGAGAGCUCCCUGGCACCAGCCCUGCACUGGGUGCUCCACAAACCCUUCCAGGAUCACAUCCAGAGCUGCCUGCAGCUCCUGGCCCAGCUCCAGGGGCAGCUCCAGCAGGGAUCUGAGCAGGAUGUGGUGGCUGCUGUUAUCCAGGAAUUUGGGAAGUUGGAAUCUUUCAUCAGCCAGGUCCUGGAUGAAGCCAGCUUUACCAAGGAGCUCUGGAAAUCCUUGGGAUACAAAUUCACCGACAUGCUGUGUGUCCCCGAGAGGAGGCUCCUGGAGGACAGCAGGAACCUUCCCAUCGCUUCCGGCAGCGCCCGCUCCGAGCGGCUCCUGCUCUUCGACGACGUCCUGGUGCUCAUCCAGGGAAACAGCUUCCAGAGUUUUGAUCUCAAGCUGGUGUGGGUGGAUGAAAACUGCGAAGAGAAAUCAGCUCCGGGAUCGUACAACCUGCGCAUCACAACCCCAGAAGAGACGUUCGUCCUCUCUGCCAAGGACCCCCAGAUAAAGGCCGUGUGGUGGUGGAAGCUGGAGCAGGCCGUGCGCCAGGCGCUCAAUGGGAAGCGGGAUUUUCCUCUCUGGGGCCGGAGCGGGGAAGGCAGCGAGGCCCCGUCCCGACGUUUCUUCACCUACGUCUUCCGCAGCGAGGGACGGCUCCGGGGGGCCACCUACGAGGGCGAGUGGCUCUGGGGGAAGCCCCAUGGCAAGGGGACGCUGAAGUGGCGCGAUGGCCGCAACCACGUCGGGGAUUUCCAGGAGGGCCUGGAGCACGGGUUUGGGAUCUGCCUGGUGCCGCGGCGCUCCGAGGAUCGCUACGACUGCUACAAGUGCCACUGGUACCAGGGCAAGAUGCAGGGCUAUGGAAUCUGUGAGUAUGGGAAUGACCUGGUCUACAAGGGCUACUUCAGGGACAACGUGCGCCAAGGAUUUGGGAUCCUGGAGAACUUCUCUGCCGAGCAUCCCUACAAAUACACGGGACAGUGGGAAAACGACAAAAAGAACGGAUACGGGGUCUGGGAAGACAAGGAGAGAGGGGAGAGGCACAUCGGGAUGUGGUUGGAUGACCAGAGACACGGAGAGGGCGUCGUGGUGACACAGUCGGGGCUCUGCUACCAGAGGACAUUCCAGGCUGAUAAAAUGGUGGGUUCGGGAAUUCUGCUCCUGGAAGACGAUUCCGUGUACGAAGGGAACUUCACGGAAAAUCUGACAUUUGUUGGAAAGGGGAAGCUGUCCCUGGCCAAUGGUUUGGUGCUGGAGGGGACGUUCGGCGCGCGCGGAGCCCGAGGGCAGCGCACCCACACGAAUUUGGGAAGAACAUGGAAAAAAAAUCCCAAUCCUGUGUUUUCCAGCCAGCUGGGCCUGAAGGAAUUCCCAGUGGAGAAGAGAUGGACGGGAAUCUUUGAGCAAUUCCAGUAAUUCCUCCAUUCUGGCUGCAAGGAGGAAAUGGAGGAAUCUUUCACAGGAUUCCACAUCCAAUCCAGCAAGGAGCUGAGGAAAUCCCAGGAAUAUCUGUUCUGUCAAAGAGGCUCUGAGGAAAUUUCCUGGAAAAUUGAGGAUAUCCUGGAGGAGCUCGUCCAGCACCAGGAGCUGCAGUCUCUCCACACUUACCUGGAAAAGGCUCUGAAAUCGUCCCUUCAUCCCUUGGGAAAACUCCUGGGGGUCCUGGCUGUCACCUUCCAGGCCACCUAUUCCGGGAUCGGAGCCAACCGGCACCUGCUGCCCAUGGCCCAGGACGAGGUCAAGUUCUAUGCCAAGAAAAUUUGGGAAUUCUCCCAGGGUUUGCUCCGGCUGGCCCUGGAGCAGAAGGGCCGAGCGCCCCCCGAGGACCAGCCCAGGUCGGUGGCUCCGGGAACCACGGUUAUUCCGGCUGGAAUCCAUCCUAAAUCCCAGUUUUCCCUUUCCAGGCACCUGUGGCCUCUCAAAGAUCUGACCCUGACCUCCAACCAGAGGCGCUCCCUGGUCAAGGAUAAAUGUUUCCUGUCUGCCACCGAGUGUCUGCAGAAGCUCAUCACCACGGUGGAUCCCAGGGAAAAGCUGGAAAUCCUCAGGAAAACCUACGAGGAGCUGGAGCACACGGUGUCACGGCUGCUGGAGAAGGAAUUCCGGCUGCCCAUGGAUGAUCUCCUGCCCCUCCUCAUGUUCGUUGUGUCCAGAGCCAAGAUCCAACACCUGGGAGCUGAAAUCCAUCUGAUCCGGGAUUUGAUGGAUCCCACCAACCAGGGUGGAAUGUUGGACUUCCUGCUGACGGCACUGGAGUCGUGCUACGAACACAUCCAGAAGAUCCGGCUGCAUCCAAAGGAAAACUCCCACAGAUCCUGAUCCAUAGGGAAAAUUCUCCUUUUCCCAAAUUUUCUGGACCAAAUCCCCAACUGGAAAAAACGGGAAUUGUAUCCCUGGUUGUCUUUAAAGGGAAGAAUUCCUCCCCAGCCGAGGUUUUCCUGAUCCCAAACACACUGGAAAGGCUGGAAUUUUCAUCUCCAACCUCUGGGAAUUUUUUGGGAAUUUUUUUUUCCAAGCAGUUAAGGUUUUAU
Sturnus vulgaris (Common starling) is the source of this 3124-nucleotide messenger RNA. NCBI's taxonomy places the organism in Eukaryota, Metazoa, Chordata, Aves, Passeriformes, Sturnidae. The record is from RefSeq and is a predicted model, not a curated record.